CUGCAAUGACGCGUUUACUCUUUUUUGGUGUUCUGCUGUGUUUUGGAGGCAGCUUCGCUUGGCCUGGUUUGGGAAAAUCUUCGGAAAAUGAUGGCGUAGUAUUCUGUUACUACGGAGAAUGGGCCAACACAAGACCCGGCGCCGGUCGUUUUGGUGUCAGCGAUUUGCCAACAGACCUCUGCACGCACAUCGUUUACUCGUUUCUGACGCUAGAUGGACCUACGGGGAACCUGAAAUAUCCUCUCGAAUCGACGAAUGAAGGGAAAAGUAACUCCGUAGCUGAUCUGAUAGCCUUGAAACAAUCAAAUGCCAAUUUGAAAAUCUUGGCGGCCAUUGGCGGUUGGGUAGAAGGUUCGGAUAACUUUUCACCGGUGGUCAAUGAUGAUACUCUGAGGGCAACGUUCAUCGGGAACUUGUACAACUACAUCGACACCAAUGGCUUCGAUGGAUUAGAUUUGGACUGGGAGUAUCCUUCACAAAGAGGAGGUCUAGAGUCUGACAAGGAGAAAUUCGUUUUGUUCGUCAAGGAGUUGAAAGAAGCAUUCACGCCCAAAGGUUACCUUCUGACUUCCGCUGUUGCUGUAACACAGUACAACAUUGACCUUUCAUAUGACGUCCCAGAACUCAAUAAAUACUUGGACUAUAUAAACCUGAUGACGUAUGAUUAUCACGGCACCUGGGAGGCAGGAACAGGUGUCAACGCGCCCCUUUAUCCCCAGGAAACCGAUGACCCCAACCUCAACCUGAAUGUGAAUCACUCCGUCCACGUGUGGAUCAACAAAGGUGCGUCUCCAUCCAAGCUGCUUCUAGGCCUAGGAGCAUACGGAAGGACCUUCACCCUGACGAGUCUGGACAACACCGGGAUUGGAGCACCUUUUACCGGUGCGGGAGCAAGCGGCCCGUAUACUCAGGAAGGAGGCUUCUUUGGCUACAAAGAGCUCUGCGAAGACCAGCAAAACAAUCCCUCUGCAUGGAACAUCACCGAGGUAGAGGGAAACUACGUGUAUGCCAACAAGGACCUCUUCUGGAUCGGCUAUGACAACCAAAACACUAUCUAUGCUAAGGCACAAUACGCCAAAGACAUGGGUCUAGGCGGUAUCAUGUACUGGGCCGUAGAUUUAGACGACUUCAGUGGAUCCUGUGGAGGCAAGUACCCGCUCAUCAGACAAGGCAUCGAGGGAUUCAAGUCAUCUGCUUCUAUCAUCAGUGCUGCAAAGUUAUUGUUAAUAGUGUCACUGUUUAAUUGUAUUAUUAGGUUUAGGUUUUUGUAAUUAUGACAUAUUGUAACAUUUGUAACUACUUAUUAUAAUUGAAAUGUAAAUAAAUCGAAACUGAUGA
This is a messenger RNA of Leguminivora glycinivorella, 1338 nucleotides long. Its product is annotated as acidic mammalian chitinase-like. Gene Ontology annotation, molecular function: chitin binding; chitinase activity. The coding region runs from base 6 to 1271 and encodes 421 amino acids. Gene Ontology annotation, cellular component: extracellular region. NCBI's taxonomy places the organism in Eukaryota, Metazoa, Arthropoda, Insecta, Lepidoptera, Tortricidae. The record is from RefSeq and is a predicted model, not a curated record. The transcript is spliced from 9 exons. Gene Ontology annotation, biological process: chitin catabolic process; carbohydrate metabolic process.